Pterocles gutturalis (yellow-throated sandgrouse) is the source of this 587-nucleotide messenger RNA. Its product is annotated as tax1-binding protein 1-like. The transcript has 4 exons. Lineage: Eukaryota; Metazoa; Chordata; Aves; Pterocliformes; Pteroclidae. Gene Ontology annotation, biological process: negative regulation of apoptotic process. The annotation marks the transcript as partial. The record is from RefSeq and is a predicted model, not a curated record.
GAUAUUAUCUACCAAAUGAUGAUGGAGAAUUUUACCAGUUCUGUUACGUGACUCAUAAAGGAGAAAUCCGUGGAGCAAGCACACCUUUCCAGUUUCGUACCUCUUCCCCUGUUGAAGAAUUGCUCACUAUGGAAGAUGAAGGAAACUCUGAUAUGUUAGUGGUGACAACAAAAGCUGGACUACUUGAGUUUAAAAUUGAAAAAAUAAUAAAAGAAAAAGAAGAGCUAUUAAAAGUAACUUCUGUUCUGGAAAAGGAAACUGCACAACUCAGAGAUCAAGUUGAAAGACUGGAAAAAGAACUUAACCAUGAAAAGCAGAGAUGUGACCAACUGCAAACAGAGCAAAAGAAUAAUAUUCAAGCAUCAGAAGCUCUUAAAACUGAAAUUGAUGAUUUGAAGAAGAAGCAUGAUGAGGCUGCUUCAAAAGUUCUCCAGCUUGAAGAAGAUAUCAUGACUGUUACUCAAAAAGCCAUUGCAAAAGAAACUGAGUUAGACAGUCUGAAGGACAAACUGAAGAAAGUGAUGCUUGAGAAGGAGCAACUCGAAUGUGUGUUAAAGACAGAAAAGGAUGAAAAAGAACUUUAUAAG